Molecule: messenger RNA, 864 nt
Organism: Saccharomyces kudriavzevii IFO 1802
Lineage: Eukaryota; Fungi; Ascomycota; Saccharomycetes; Saccharomycetales; Saccharomycetaceae
Gene: RRP1
Product: Rrp1p
Exons: 1
Coding region: 1-864 (287 amino acids)
Biological process (GO): rRNA processing
Cellular component (GO): nucleus; preribosome, large subunit precursor; preribosome, small subunit precursor
Source: RefSeq, a predicted model, not a curated record
AUGGAGACUUCAAAUUUUGUCAAGCAGUUAUCAUCGAACAAUAGAAGGACUAGAGAAAAUGCCCUUGAAGCGUUAAAGAAAUACCUAACCGCUAAACAAUCCAGAGAGCACAAACAAACACAAGCCAAUAAACUUUGGAAAGGUCUUUACUAUGCCAUGUGGUUCAGUGACCGUCCUAGGCCUCAGCAACGUUUGGCCAAUGAAUUAGGUGAAUUACAUGGGUUAUAUUUUGAUCCUAAGGACAAUAGCAACGCAGAUGAGUUGACCAUAAAUGACGAGGCAUUCAUCAAGUUUAGUAAAGGGUUCUGGAAGGUCAUCUGCUUUGAGUGGUUCAAUAUUGAUAGACAUAGAUUGGACAAGUAUCUGCUGUUGGUAAGAAGGGUGUUAUUUAAUCAACUGAAAUAUUUGCAAUCGAGAAACUGGAAUAAAAAAGUAGUUGGUGAGUAUAUUGCACAGGUAUUAAGAUGGUUGCCUCUGAGCGGGAGUCCAAAGGUUUACACAGGGAUUCCACUCCAUAUCAUUGAUAUUCUACUUGACGAAUGGGAGAGAUUGCUCAAGGAUGAAAAUGACGAUGAAGAAGAAGACAACGAAGAUGAGGAUGAGGACAAAAAGGAAGAGCAACUGCGCAAACUUGUAGAAGGUGUAAAGGAUACACCACUAGUCGAUAUCAUCGCGAUAUUCAAAGACAUUGUGGCGGAUUACAACAACAGCAAAGUGUUGAGAGAGAAGAUCAAAGAAGACCUAUUCGGCGACACCAGGCUUGUUGCCUGGGGUGUUCUACACGACGAAACUGCCGAAAAUGACUCCGAAUCAGGAGAGGAGGAAUCUGGAGAGGAGGAAGCUGAAGAAUGGGAGGGCUUUUAA